UAUUUAGAACGCUCAAGUCCUGGUUCCACAUCUAUAACACUAACAGAGUAAUCAUGACAUGCAGUUGAUGUGGUUCAUUUUUGUACUGUGAAGUUCAAGUUAUUUUUACAUCCCUAUCUUUUUACCAUAAUUAAACACUUGAACCUGUCAUAAGAAGAUCUUUCAUCACACUUUUAAGCUAAGUUGGAAUAUUAUGAGCUUUUUGAGGCCAAUGAGAAUGACAAAAAAACGAUAUAAGUUUCAGGUGACGCUACAUCUCGAAGAAUUAUGUUCAGUUCCAUUUGUCACUGGAACAAUAUAUUGCAAAGUCAGGCUGAGAGAUGGUGGAAGUUUCACAGACAAUACAAAGAGAGCUGAUGUGCAAGAUCACAGUGUCACAUGGAAAAGCAAAUUUCAAUUUCAAUGUAAAAUGUCAGCAGAUCCAACAACCGGAGUAUUGGAAUCAUGUACAUUACGAAUAUCCGUCAGAAAAGAGUUGAAAGGCGGCAAAGCAUCUGCAAAGGUUGGUCUCGUCGACUUGAAUCUUGCGGAAUUUGCCGGCUCAAAUCACACACCACGUCACUGCUUAUUAGAAGCUUAUCAAGAUAAAAACAGAUUAGAUAACUCAUUGUUGAAGGUAAUUGUUGGUAUGCAUCUGCUUUCUGGGGAUCCAUGUUUCAAAAUACCCACAGUACGAGAUAUACCGCUACCCCUCCCUGAAGAUCUCAGUCAAAGAGAACAUGUACGGGAUGGGAGUGAGAGUAGUGGUUUUGGUAGUUUACCAAGAAAAAUUGCGAAAGGACAUCAUGGCCGACAUCAAGAGGUUUUUGAACCUGGACAUUCCAGAAAUGCAAGUUCUACAAGUCAGCAAUCAAAGCUAUCAGAUUAUGGAUCCAGGCAUUCUCGAACACCAAGUAGUACAAGUCAGGCUAGUUCACCAGGAGUAGAACAACAACUUCAUUAUUCAUUAAGCCCUUCUAAGACUAAAACAGAUGCCUCAACUACAGAUAGUAGUAAUUUUGUAAAAACUGCCCCACCAAGACCUCCACCUCCAAAAAGUUCUCUUUAUCAUCCGUUGGACAUAUCACAAGACAGGAUGGGUGUAACGCGAGUUAGUGCUGAUGAUAUUAUAAACAAAUUGAUGGAAGAUCAGGAUUUUACACACAACACUAGCGCAGAUGAAGAAGAUGGCCUUCGACUUUAUGUCUCUAGCGACGGGAAGACAGCACUGGGAGGUCAAAGUUUUUACAAUCGCGGUGGCACGAGCAUGUUCCAGCCUGUAGUUAUUAAUCCAGAUACACAAACGAACUAUAAACCGAUUUCUGAAAACUCUACAAAUAGAUGAUGAAAAAUCAUGAAAUGCAUCCUUUAUUUUUCUUACACCUUCCAUGAAGCAAUCACAAUGCACUAAAAUAUACUUAAUAAAUAUCUAGUAAUUUGUUAUAUUAUAUGUCAUCCUAUCUGUGAGAAUCAAGAUUUUUACUAAUUAUUUUUUGAUUACUUUAAAAGUUAUCAGCACUUACACUGUGGUAAAUCUACAGUGAAGGAAACUUGGUUCUCAAAUUAUUAAGAUUAUAACAGUGCAGUUGUGAAGAGUCCAAAAUAUAAUUUUUAUUAACAGUUCAAAACAUUGCUGAAGCUAGACUUUCAAUGUGUGAAAUGCUCACGUUCUUUACUUGAUAUCUUAUCACGAAUAUCAAAAUAAUUAUUAUUUUCAGUGGAAUUUUGCUUACAAUUUCAUUAUAUCUACACAUCAUAUAGUUGUGAAAAUUCUCGAUUUUUGGAUUUGUGGUGUUCUUAAAAUUGUCCCAUUUUUAUUUCAUGAUUUCUUGUUGUUCUUAAGAUAUUUAAAAAAAAUUUAAACAGAAAUCUUUUACCAAUCGCAUGGAAAAGUAAUAGGUGAUAAUCUGUACCUCAAUAUUUCACAAAUAUUAAUUUUUAUCUCAGUGAAAUAAUAAUAUUUUAGCAUUGGCUACAUAAUUUAGUGAUAGUCAUAUAGAUCUUGAUUCUUGCUAUGGAAUAUGCUAAAAGCAACAACUCAGUGCUUCAUAUUCACAAUAUUAAUACAAUUGUUAAAUGUCUUUAGUCGCAAUGUAAGGUGUUUAAUCAUUUCAUAUGUGGUUUAUUCAUAUUUUACGCCCAAGAUCACAGCAUGAAGUGCUGUUGGGCAAAUAUGCCUAUCAUUGUCUAAGCUCCAAUCAUUAGAAUAUUUGGCCAUAUAAAUUUAUCCAUCUAUUGGAAGCUAGGAAAUUGAUAAUACAUGUUACAAUGGCUUCAGAAGCUAAUAUUUGCUGGUGAAACUAACCUUUUGAGUUAUAGCACGGGCUGUGUAUGUCACUGCCUAUAUAUGAUGUUAUAUAUACUUUCUUUGCACUGCUUUUUUUCCCAAAGACCGAACCUUGUAAUGGUCAUGACGUCUUCCACUAUCAUGGUGCUAUCACGUAAUUCUUUAACCAUAUUCAUUUUCUGGUGUUUCCUCAAGAUGUAUGUUUUAUUUUUUUUCUAGUAAAUAAACUUUACCUUCACUAA
This is a messenger RNA of Styela clava, 2508 nucleotides long. RefSeq names its product EEIG family member 2-like. Lineage: Eukaryota; Metazoa; Chordata; Ascidiacea; Stolidobranchia; Styelidae. The record is from RefSeq and is a predicted model, not a curated record.